AUGCAAGAAGUUCGAGACACGGCUAUUGUCCAUACGCAAGAGAAACGGAAAGCCGGUGCCGUUCUAGUGGACAAGCUGGGCUCGCAAACGAAAUUCUUCCAGUGCGAUGUGACGCAGACCGAGACUGUCACAGAAGCAGUCAAUGGUGCUGCACAAUGGAGUGCGUCAACCAAGAUGCCGCUUGGCGGUGUCGUUGCCGCUGCGGGUGUAGGCGGCCCUGCCACUAUCCUAGACAGACAUGGUGCCCCUUUCGACCUCAACUUGGUCGAUUGGGUGCUGAACGUUAACCUUCGAGGCACUAUUGAUCUAGUACGGCAGUCGGUAGCGCAACUGGCCAAGCUUGAGCCGAUUGAACCUGAUGGAGAGCGUGGAAUCGUCAUCAUGGUUGCCUCAUCAGCCGCUUUUGACGGUCAGAAGGGACAGGUGUCGUACGCGGCCUCUAAGGGCGCAAUCACGGCAAUGACACUACUCAUGACCCGGGAUCUCGCCCGAUUUGGUAUUUGGGUUGCUACUAUUGCUCCUUCGCUUUUUGAUAGCGCCAUGACAUUGCGCAUGAGUGGCAAAGUUCGGAUAAGCUCGGAGUCUGCCAUGGAGCUCCCCAAGCGAGCAGGACAGCCAGACGAGUUUGCAACACUCGCCGUACAGCUGAUUGAGAACAUUAUGCUCAACGGGACGGUGAUCAGACUCGAUGGCGGGAUGAGAAUGCCGAGCAAAAUGUAA
Colletotrichum fioriniae is the source of this 720-nucleotide messenger RNA. NCBI's taxonomy places the organism in Eukaryota, Fungi, Ascomycota, Sordariomycetes, Glomerellales, Glomerellaceae. The record is from RefSeq and is a predicted model, not a curated record.